Molecule: messenger RNA, 864 nt
Organism: Cinclus cinclus
Lineage: Eukaryota; Metazoa; Chordata; Aves; Passeriformes; Cinclidae
Gene: PLPP4
Product: phospholipid phosphatase 4
Biological process (GO): phospholipid metabolic process
Molecular function (GO): phosphatidate phosphatase activity
Source: RefSeq, a predicted model, not a curated record
AUGUUGUCAAAUUUGGGGGAAGUUCUAAAUGAGCAGAACUCUUCUGGGGGUUUUUGGUCAUCACUUAAAAUAGGGAAAUUUGUAUCUUUCAUUGUGUUUUUCAGUUUUACAGAAUUUUUGGAUCCAUUCCAGCGAGUGAUCCAGCCAGAGGAGAUCUGGCUGUACAAAAAUCCUUUGGUGCAAUCAGACAACAUCCCUACACGGCUCAUGUUUGCAAUUUCAUUCCUCACGCCACUAGCAGUCAUUUUUGUGGUGAAAAUAAUCCGUCGAACAGACAAGACUGAAAUUAAAGAGGCUUUCCUAGCUGUUUCCUUGGCUCUAGCUCUGAAUGGUGUCUGCACAAAUACUAUUAAAUUAAUAGUGGGAAGACCGCGUCCCGAUUUCUUUUACCGCUGCUUUCCAGAUGGAGUAAUGAACUCUGAAAUGCACUGCACAGGUGAUCCAGACCUGGUCUCUGAAGGCAGAAAAAGCUUUCCAAGCAUCCACUCUUCCUUUGCAUUUUCAGGCCUUGGCUUCACCACCUUCUACCUGGCUGGGAAGCUGCACUGCUUCACGGAGAGCGGCCGAGGGAAGAGCUGGAGGCUCUGUGCAGCAAUUCUGCCCCUCUACUGUGCCAUGAUGAUUGCCCUGUCACGGAUGUGUGACUACAAACAUCACUGGCAAGAUGCUUUUGUUGGAGGGAUCAUUGGCCUCAUUUUUGCUUAUAUUUGCUACAGACAGCACUACCCUCCUUUGGGUAAUACAGCCUGUCACAAAUCUUAUGUCAGCCUGCUGGAUCAGAACUCAGUGAAGAAAGAAGAGAGACCUACAGCAGACAAUGCUACUGGGCUGCCUCUGGAGGGAAUAACUGAAGGUCCCGUAUGA